AUGGAAGCUUUCUUAUUAUCUUACGAACCUGUUUCGGCUAUCAACAUCCGCACUGCCUUAUACAAGCGUAUUGAGGAAGGAGAGUGGACGAAUAACUGCGAAAAAGAAACAGAAAAUUUUGUGGCGUCUCUUAGAUAUGUUUUAGAAACAGUUCCUCGGAGUGAUAACGAGCGUUUGAAAAUACUUAAUAGUUUUGGGAGCGGAGCUACGUUAAAACAACGUAAGCAUUUGAGUACAUUUGCGAAAGCUGACGUGACUUGGGUUGAUGAUGCGACCAUUAAUUUUGAGGUUUUAAAACGCGAUGUUCAUAAGCUCGCAAUAUCAACUUUGGGGGAUAUGCAGGUAAUGUGGAGAGCCGUGGAAGAUGAAUUAAAGUCGAUAAAAGUAGAAAAUUUUGGGUAUGAUCACCCUUUAUGUUCAGGAAUAUUAGAUGACUGCUCGACACCUAUUACAGAAAUUUCAGAACGGUCUCGGGAGGCAUUCAAAGCGUCAAGCAAAAAGUAUCACAUACGGCAUUGCGAGAUACUAAAAAACAUCUAUGAGGAUUAUGUUUUAAAAGAAAAUAAGAAAAUUUCUACAAAGAUGUUUGAAGAUUCAGGACAAGCUUGGAAGUCUCCAAAAUGGAGAUUGUUCAUGGAAACAAAAAAUCCAUCUAUAAAUGAAGGCUCUUACGUAUGCGAAAUACUAUCUCCAUUGUUGAAUAUUGCAAUGAAAGACUUGCCAGUAAAUACUGAUAUAUGGGGUGUUUGGGGGGACGAAGCUAGUACAGCAAGCACAGAGCGGAAAGGCUCUUCAAAACAAGCAAGACAACCUGAUUUUCUUGUUGUCGUUACGAUAAAAGAAAAAAAGAUCGAGAUGGGCUAUCUUGAGACGGGACGCCCAGAUUCUACACUUAAGCAACAGUUGCGGGACCAUAAGAAAUUGAAUCGACUAUCAAAAGAUUCAAUUGAUUUUACCAGAUUUUCAAAAAAUGAGAGGGUAUUUAGAGGCUUAGCAAUGAAAAGCAUGUUGUCGGUCUUCUCCAUCAAUGUUGCAGGGGAUACAAUGGAAUUUCGUUGUAUGCAUAAAGAGGCCGGUAUUUACAAAAAUUGCUUACUUGAACGUGCAGUUAUCCCUCUUUACGUUCCAGCUACGAAACCAGACCUUGUGUAUAAUCUUAUCCAUAUGCUAUUAACUUUUCGAACUGCGAUUGCCUGUACAGUACGUAAGAUUAUGCACAAUUCUGAUGAUACUGCAGAUACAAUGUCAAUCAUUUCAGAAUCAUCAAAUAUGUCGAUUUCGUCACAAGGCUCAACAGUAUCAACGAUCAACUCUCCGCCAAGAUCACCGUAUAGACCAUCUAUAUCAUCACUGAACCCCCCACAGAGAAAAAAAUCCAAGAUAAACAAAAAAUAG
Messenger RNA from Paraglomus brasilianum, 1395 nucleotides. Lineage: Eukaryota; Fungi; Glomeromycota; Glomeromycetes; Paraglomerales; Paraglomeraceae. The record is from the annotation of a GenBank genome assembly.